Messenger RNA from Drosophila yakuba, 690 nucleotides. RefSeq lists its product as uncharacterized. The transcript has 3 exons. The coding region runs from base 59 to 589 and encodes 176 amino acids. The record is from RefSeq and is a predicted model, not a curated record. NCBI's taxonomy places the organism in Eukaryota, Metazoa, Arthropoda, Insecta, Diptera, Drosophilidae.
UUCAUUCAGUCUCACAUUGUUGUUCAGAUGCACACAUACAUAUGCAUUUAUAUCAGCAAUGAAUCCUAAAGUUAUCCUUCCUGGAGUAUUCUUGGCCGUACUUUUCCUAAUGAGCAGUGUAAGUGAAGCACCGUAUGUUAAACUGACAAAUGUUGUUUGUGAAUCAAUAAACAAAUCCUGGGCGGUUUUUCAUUAUUGCCGGCUAAAGGCGUACUCGCGAAACAAGACCAGCUUGAAUAUAAAUGCAACAUUUCUGCAUCCAACUAACAAUGUAACCCUCAAGUUAAAGAUGAUGAAAAAAUUAAGUGGCUAUAAGCCAUUUCUGUUUGACGUCACAAUCGACGCCUGCCGGUUUUUGCGAAAACGACAUAAUCCCGUCAUCAAAAUGUUUUAUAGCUUUAUAAAGGAUUAUUCUACACUGAAUCACACAUGUCCUUAUGAGGGCUUGCAGAUGGUUAGCGAUUAUCACACCGCUGUAUUUCCAGUACCUUUGCCCACAGGAGACUAUGGAGUGCUACUGGAUUUCAUUUUCGAUGGUAAGAAGCAGUUCCACGUAAACAUUUACUUCACCUUUGUGGAGGAUUUUUGACCACAAGGUUCUUUAAACAAAAUAAUUCUUAAAUGUACAUAUUAAAGCUAAUAAUAUCAUAAUACAGUGAAUUAGAUGUUUUGUAAGUCAAAUAAAAAUCA